GAGAGAGGAAGAGGCAGAGGGAGAGAGGGGGAGAGGGGAUCUGUUGCAGGCAGGGGAAGGCGUGACCUGAAUGAAGAAUGCCAGCCAAUUCCAGAGACACACAGGGACCUCAGAACAAAGAUAAGGCAUCGCUGACACCACACCGGGGGACAAGCUCCCAGGAAAGUCAGGCCGAGGGGACCGAAGCCAGGCAGCCAGGAGCACCCCAGGCAGGAAAAUGAGGUGGCUCCUUCUCUGUCAUGCUCUGUGCUUCUCCUUCUUGAAAGCUUCAGCCCAUACCGUGGAGCUUAACAAUAUGUUUGGCCAGAUUCAGUCACCUGGCUAUCCAGACUCCUAUCCAAGUGAUUCAGAGGUGACUUGGAAUAUCACUGUCCCAGAGGGAUUUCGGAUCAAGCUUUACUUCAUGCACUUCAACUUGGAAUCCUCCUACCUUUGUGAAUAUGACUAUGUGAAGGUAGAAACGGAAGAGCAGGUGCUGGCAACGUUCUGUGGCCAGGAGACUACAGACACAGAGCAGACCCCUGGCCAGGAAGUCGUGUUCUCCCCCGGCUCCUUCAUGUCCAUCACUUUCCGGUCAGAUUUCUCCAAUGAGGAGCGAUUCACAGGCUUUGAUGCCCACUACAUGGCUGUGGAUGUGGACGAGUGCACUGAGCGGGAGGACGAGGAGCUGUCCUGUGACCACUAUUGUCAUAACUACAUCGGCGGCUACUACUGCUCCUGCCGCUUUGGCUACCUCCUCCAUACAGACAACAGGACCUGCCGAGUGGAGUGCAGUGACAACCUCUUUACCCAGAGGACCGGCGUGAUCACCAGCCCUGACUUCCCCAACCCUUAUCCUAAGAGCUCAGAAUGCUUCUACACGAUAGAGCUAGAGGAGGGUUUCAUGGUCAGCCUGCAGUUUGAGGACAUUUUCGACAUUGAGGAUCAUCCUGAGGUGUCCUGCCCCUAUGACUACAUCAAGAUUAAAGCUGGUCCAAAUGUUUUUGGGCCCUUCUGUGGAGAGAGAGCCCCAGAACCCAUCAAUACCCAGAGCCACAGCGUCCAGAUCCUGUUCCGCAGCGACAACUCAGGGGAGAACCGGGGCUGGAGGCUCUCGUACAGGGCGACAGGGAAUGAGUGCCCAGAGCCACAGCCUCCUGUCCAUGGGAAAAUCGAGCCCCUACAAACCACGUAUUCCUUCAAAGACCAGGUGCUCAUCAGCUGUGACACAGGCUACAAAGUGCUGAAGGAUAAUGUGGAGAUGGAUACAUUCCAGAUCGAGUGUCUGAAGGAUGGGACAUGGAGUAACAGGAUCCCAACCUGUAAAAUUGCAGACUGUGGAGCCCCGGCAGAGCUGAAACAUGGGCUGAUUACCUUCUCCACCAGGAACAACCUUACCACAUAUAAAUCUGAGAUCCAAUACUCCUGCCAGCAGCCCUACUACCAGAUGCUCCGCAAUAUCACAGGUAUAUACACCUGUUCUGCCCAAGGAGUCUGGAUGAAUGAAGUACUGGGGAGAAGCCAGCCCACAUGCCUGCCAGUGUGUGGGGUCCCCAAGUUUUCCCGGAAGCUGAUAGCCAGGAUCUUCAAUGGACGCCCAGCCCAGAAAGGCAGCACCCCCUGGAUUGCCAUGCUGUCAUACCCAAAUGAGCAACCCUUCUGUGGCGGCUCCCUUCUAGGCACCAGCUGGGUCGUGACUGCAGCUCAUUGCCUCCACCAGUCACUCGAUCCAGAUUACCUAGCCCUACAAGACUCAGACCUGCUCAGACCUUCUGACUUCAAAAUCAUCAUGGGCAAGCACUGGAGGCGCCAGUCGGAUGAGAACGAGCAGCAUCUCGGGGUCAAACGCAUCUUCCUCCAUCCCCUGUACAACCCCAGCACAUUCGAGAAUGACGUGGCUUUGGUGGAGCUGCUGGAGAGCCCAGUGCUGAGCGACUUUGUGAUGCCCAUAUGUCUGCCAGAGGGCCCCCCGGAGGAAGGGGACGUGGUCAUCGUCAGUGGCUGGGGAAAGCAGUUCUUGCAAAGGUUCCCAGAGACCCUGAUGGAGAUCGAAAUCCCGAUUGUGGACCACCGUACAUGUCAGGAGGCCUAUGCCCCUCUGAAGAAGAAAGUGACCAGGGACAUGAUCUGUGCUGGGGAGAAGGAAGGGGGAAAGGACGCCUGUGCAGGUGACUCUGGAGGCCCCAUGGUGACUCUGGAUAAGGAGAGAGGACAGUGGUAUCUGGUGGGAACAGUGUCCUGGGGCGACGACUGUGGAAAGAAGGACCGCUACGGAGUAUAUUCCUACAUCUACUACAAUAAGGACUGGAUCCAGAGAGUCACCAGGAUGAUGAAUUGAAUUCCGUUCCUCAUCCCUGACACCACCUGUCCGUGGUCAGUCAGCAGCACAGGAUAAUUCUCUGAUACAGGAUGCCCCUCCCCCUCACCUCCCCCUCACCCCCUCAGCCCACCCUUUAGGGGCUCCUAAAGGGGGCAUCUCAGCCUGCUUUCCACACUUUCUAAAGGCUGAGUAGCUAGCUGAGUGAUCAGAACACAAGGCUGAAUCCAGACACUAUCGCUCACAGCUUUGCAUCACUGGGCAGGUGACUUUAUCUCUGAAUCCGUUAUUUCUUCGAUAUUAUGGAAAUGGCAUACCUUACCUACCUCAUAAGUGUCUGAUGAGGAUAAAAUUAAUUAAUAAUUACAUAGCACUUAGCACAGUGCAGACAUAACCUAAGUGCUCAGUAAACAUGACUUAGCAAGAGGUCAUUGUGCUUACCAGGUAGAUGAAGCUCUCUUACAAAUCCCACUGGCUCUUUAGGGCUGAUCAGUAUGCAACUUUCCCCUCAACCUUGACCAUCUCCUUCAUCUGCCCCCAAAUGUUUCUUUGCUACUAUGCACUUUUAUCAGUCCCGAUCCCUGCCCCCCAUAAAAAGGCGAAAGAGACAAGAUUCUUAGUCCUAGAGCAUGUCCAAUAGCCAUGCAUUUAUGAAUGUGAGAGCUGGACACCAAGCCAUGAGAGUGCCUGAGAGAAGCAGGAUGGGGAUGAGGGAGCGACCAAGAGCAGUGGACUGGGAAAUCAGAUGCCAGGUUCUAGAACUAGCUCAGCCCCCAGCUCUUGUGUGACUCUAUGGAAGCCCCUUCUCCUCGUCUGAAAGGACAUUCCCAGCUUUGACAGCCUAGGAUCUAAUGAAGACAUUUUUCCUUGAUAAGAUGACUUAAAGCCGAAAUAACGAAAGGCAAAAAUUAACUUAUGGUUCAAUAGGGUUUUGAUGCAGACCCAAUACUGCAUCUGCUAUAAUGCCCUCCCCACCCCCACCCCAUCUGCCAUGUGCCCGUUCCCAAGAACAUAGCCCAGCAAAGUGCUAGUCAAGGGAAACUCCUUAUUCCUAGGCACAACUGUUCAUUCCCUUCCUGGGAACCUGAGCUGCACAAGGUCAGCCCUGCUGCGCUAGACGCAGGCCCCUGCACUCUUCCUCCUUAUAUCCACAACAGACCCCAAGAAGCCAUUCCACUGCUCACCUCUGUCCCUCACGAUGCAUGCCCUGGCCUUGCAAGGUUAUAAGUGUUUACCAGGCAGAAUGCCUCUCCCCUCCAAGAGCCACCUCCUCUCUCAGGAAGCUUUCAGAGACCUCAUCCCUUCCAGAGCUCUGAGAUUUAAGCCCUUCAAGGAAUCAAAAGCUCCAAGUUCCUGUCUUCUGUUCUAUCAAAAUUGAUCUUCAUGGGCGAUUUCAAUUCUUAGCGGCACUGCAGUUGGUGGAGUCAUUCAGGAUCUCUUGCUGGAAGAAGAUAAUGAGGGGUGAGAACUCAUGGACACUAAGCCCUAGGCUGAAUGCUCAGGGACAGCAAUUCACAGGCUGCUUCUGGUUCCAUGAGCAAGUCACUUUACCUCUUGGUGCCCUGCUGUCUGCACUGUAGAGGGAAGAUGACAAUGGGUACCCAACUUCAUCAGAUACAUGUCAAGAAAGAUGAAGCUUUGUCUCAGACACCAAAGAAUCACAAUGCAAAGUUUUAGAGUUGUUCUAAGACAUUCCAAAACCCCAUACUGUCCCAUUUCACAGCACUGCCUGGGUGGCCCCAUCAGCUAGGCUGUGCUGACUGCUAUGGAGAACACCAAAAUGUAGGAGCUCCUACAGGAAAGACUGACACAUGUGCAGGUGAUUACCAUGAAAAGAAUGAGCCCUGCUAAAUGCUAUCCUUGGGAGCAGCAUGGCAGCAAAAGAAUGGCCACGCUGGUAUGGAGGCAUUGGGACAGGGACUUCAGGAAGGCAUCCGAGAAGAGAUGAUGUUAGCUCUGACCCUUGAGACCAUUUCCACAGGCAAGAGAGAGGGAGGCCUUCCAGGUGGAAGGAGCACACGAGUAAACAUCCACUCGGGCUUUCCUGAGAUUACGAUAGCUGCUCUCACAAAAAUGACAUUUACUGGGCCAUUGUUCUGAUUCGGGGGUCAGAACCAACGUCUGAAAUAGCCUUUCUCCUAAAGGUCAGGCAACUGUGGGACUUGAAUAGCCUGAAGAAUUAUAUACAAAUCCAGACUUCUGGUUGUACCCAGGUCCUUUUGUUAUUUCCCCCGUGUACAAUUUUAUCCUUAUUCUGAGGAAAUGUCUAAAUGGGCUGUGGAGCUUCAGCUUACCUUUGAUCAGGAAGCAUUUAUUAGCUACAUCAGCCCCUGCACUGCUGUGAAGGUUCAAGAAACCCAAACUUCUCACAGAGCCAUAGAAGCAGAGGCUUGGAAUGUCUAUUAGGACCAUCUUCUCUAGAGAUGAGAAACUCCUUACCUCCAAAUGCAGCCAUUCCAACUUCAAAAUGUGCUACCUCUUAGACAGCAAAAAUCCACCUCCCUAAAAUAUAGCUUGUAUAUCAAGCUGUGAUUCCGUCCAUGAAUGCUGUUGGUAGCACUAAUGAUCAUGCCAAUUUCAUUAGCAAUGGAAGCUCUUGUUCUUAUGAGUAACUACACAUGUGUUCCAAUAAACAUCUGCAUUGAGCCAAAGCAUUCCAUUUGGCUUCUAUA
Lutra lutra (Eurasian river otter) is the source of this 4968-nucleotide messenger RNA. It is a transcript of the gene MASP1, whose product is annotated as MBL associated serine protease 1. The transcript is spliced from 16 exons. Gene Ontology annotation, biological process: zymogen activation; complement activation. The record is from RefSeq and is a predicted model, not a curated record. Gene Ontology annotation, cellular component: extracellular region; blood microparticle. Lineage: Eukaryota; Metazoa; Chordata; Mammalia; Carnivora; Mustelidae. The coding region runs from base 218 to 2317 and encodes 699 amino acids. Gene Ontology annotation, molecular function: serine-type endopeptidase activity; calcium ion binding.